AUGCAUGUAAACGGUGACAAGGCGCGCCCUUAUCUUCUUCUUUUGUUUCAUAAAACGAAGAUGCACGCUAUCUCGGUUCUUGCCGUACUUGCACUUGCUUUCAGUUGUACAUUAGCCUUCGAUGCUAAACUCAAUCAACAUUGGAAAUUAUGGAAAGAAACUAACAACAAACGUUAUUUCGAUGCUGAAGAACACGUUCGCCGUGCCAUAUGGGAAGACAACUUGAAAAAAGUUCAAGAACACAACCUUCAAGCUGAUCUUGGUGUCCACACACACUGGCUCGGAAUGAACAAAUAUGCCGAUAUGACCCUCAGCGAAUUCGUUAAAGUCAUGAACGGUUACAACGCUACCAUGCGAGGACAACGCACACAAGAUCGUCAUACAUUUUCAUUCAACCCAAAGAUCGCAUUACCAGACACCGUUGACUGGCGUGACAAAGGUUAUGUAACUGACAUUAAAGAUCAAGGCCAAUGCGGUUCAUGCUGGGCUUUCUCAUCCACUGGUGCACUUGAAGGUCAACACUUCAAACAAACCGGCAAACUCGUUUCGCUCUCCGAACAAAACUUAGUCGACUGCUCAGGCAAACAAGGUAAUAUGGGUUGCAACGGUGGUUUGAUGGAUCAAGCUUUCGAAUACAUCAAAGAAAACAACGGUAUUGAUACCGAAGAUUCAUACCCAUACGAAGCUGUUGACAAUCAAUGUCGAUUCAAAGCUGCCAAUGUUGGUGCCACCGAUACCGGUUUCACUGAUAUCACAUCAAAAGACGAAAACGCUCUUCAACAAGCUGUUGCCACAGUUGGUCCCAUCUCAGUCGCUAUUGAUGCUGGUCACACAUCAUUUCAAUUGUACAAACACGGUGUCUACAACGAACCAUUCUGCUCACAAACCCGACUUGAUCACGGUGUCUUAGCUAUUGGUUAUGGUACAGAUUCAGGCAAAGAUUACUGGCUCGUUAAAAACAGCUGGGGUGAAGGAUGGGGUGACAAAGGUUACAUCAAAAUGACCCGCAACAAACGCAACCAAUGUGGUAUUGCUACUGCUGCAAAUGAUUCACCAUUUGGAUCCGAUGAACAUAUUUACAUAACUGAACAUCGUUCGCUUGUGAUUACAAUAGUCUUCUUCUUAAUUGGUUUAUUUGGAAAUGUUGUUAUGCUACUCGGUAAUGGUUACAUACUUCAUCAUUCAUACGAUGGAGAAAAGCGCACAUUUGAGAACUUUCUGAUCGAAAUCACGUGUUGUGAUAUGACCGUUCUUCUGUACCAUUUAAUCAAUUCAAUCAUACGCUAUAAAGCAGUACCAGAUCAUCAGACCGAUCGAAUGACAGGUCUGAUCAAUUUGUCGACCGUUUGUUGUAAACUAUUGACGUAUAUCGUUCGAAUUUCCACGUUGAUGUCACAUUGGUUGAUCAUUUUGUUACUUUCAAAUCGAUUAUUGCUGGUCUAUCCGAAGUUCUACCGAAUGAUUACAAUUGUCAAUGCAAAAUAUGCCGUAGUCGGCCUACUUUUUCUAUUCACUCUUUUCAAUGUUCCACCGAUCGAGUCGAUGUCUUUCGAUAAACCUCUACUCAUUAUUCCCAAUUCGACUAAUACAACAACUUUCCACCAUCAUUGUCUGAUGAAUGCAGAUAUGGCUGAUUUGCAAGCUUCGAUUCAUUCGACCGUUGUUCUGAUUAACGUAUUUUUCUACACUGGCAUUGGACUUAUACUGCCUACGAUUGUGAUUUUCAUUCUCUCGUUCAUACUUUUCCGAAAAGGUAUACACAUUUGGAACGAACUACAUUCUCAUCAUUCCGAAACAGAAAAUAUCUCUUUACGCUGCGAUUCUCCCGUUGUGGAUUACCUUCGUACGUACAAUGCCGCAUUUGCAUUAUCCAUUGUCUUUGUGUUUCUUUCGUUCCCUUGUAAAUUACUUCGCUUAAUUGUUCUUUUCGCAUCGCAGCAUAUCGAUGAUUUUCUCUCAUCAAAUCACAUUCUUCUACAAGCACAUGAACAAAUGCAAACGAUCGGUUUAGCAUUUGAACUGUCACUUUAUUCAUACAAAUGUUUCGUAGUCAUUUGUACACAUUACCGUUUUCGUUGUGCAUUAAAAUAUCUAUUAACGUAUCAUCGAACGCAUAUUAUCAUUGAUCAACGACGUGCUACAGUCGAAAGUCAUUAUUCACAUAAAAGCGUCUAUGAACGGCAAUCACGAACAAGUGUCCCAUUCGAAAAUUUACAUUCACAUCUGCAACAAAAUGAUUUCCAGUCAGCUAUGAUUAUGUACAGAACUAGCAUAGCAUCUCAUCAGCUCGGCUCGAAGGAACGCAUGAGCGUAUCUAGUCGACGAACAAAAGAAGAUCAGAUUUCUUUGUAA
Molecule: messenger RNA, 2352 nt
Organism: Adineta ricciae
Lineage: Eukaryota; Metazoa; Rotifera; Eurotatoria; Adinetida; Adinetidae
Source: the annotation of a GenBank genome assembly